Molecule: messenger RNA, 1840 nt
Organism: Impatiens glandulifera
Lineage: Eukaryota; Viridiplantae; Streptophyta; Magnoliopsida; Ericales; Balsaminaceae
Product: serine carboxypeptidase-like 42
Exons: 9
Coding region: 220-1629 (469 amino acids)
Biological process (GO): proteolysis
Molecular function (GO): serine-type carboxypeptidase activity
Source: RefSeq, a predicted model, not a curated record
AAGAAAAAAAUGAUUAGGGUUUCAAACUCACCCAAAAUUCAUGAGUACUACUUUAUCUUCUUUGGGCAAAUCACUUUAUACCCUAUCCCCGCCGUUGAUUUGUAUAUAAAUGGAAAUACCCAGAGCUAGAAUUGGAUAAAUAAUAACUUCUGAUUCCCCUUUCCUGUACUCAUGUUUUGAUCUGAAAAGAUAUAGAGAGAGAUCAAGAUCGAGAUCGAGAUGGGAAUUAGAAUUUGGAUUUUGAUAUUGCUCGCAAGCUGUUUGAUAAUAUGCGUGAAUGGAUAUCCAAAAGAAGAUCUGGUUGAUAAACUCCCUGGACAACCAAAAGUUGAAUUUCUUCAGUAUGCUGGAUACAUUGAUGUUGAUUUGAAGGCUGGAAGAAGCUUAUUUUACUACUUUGUUGAAGCAGUGAAAGAUCCUCAUCUCAAACCCCUUUCUCUCUGGCUUAAUGGAGGACCGGGUUGCUCCUCAAUGGGUGGGGGUGGGUUUACGGAGCUUGGUCCUUUCUUCCCGAAGGGUGAUGGCCGAGGUCUUAGAAUAAAUUCCAUGUCAUGGAACCGAGCAUCCAACCUCCUUUUUGUGGAAUCACCUGCUGGAGUAGGAUGGUCUUACUCAAACAAGACUUCAGAUUAUUCUACUGGUGAUGCUUCAACAGCCAGGGAUAUGCACAUGUUCAUGAUCAAAUGGUUUGACAAGUUUCCUUCAUAUAUAUCCAGAGAUUUAUUUCUCACUGGUGAAAGCUAUGCAGGACAUUACAUACCACAGUUGGCUAUUGCCCUUUUGGACCAUAAUAGUGAUAAAUCUAAUGGUUUUAAGUUCAACAUCAAAGGAGUAGUUAUUGGAAAUCCGCUUCUUAAACUGGAUCGCGACGCCCCAGCAAUAUACGAGUAUUAUUGGUCACACGGGAUGAUCUCUGACGAAAUUGGGCUUACAAUAAUGAAAGACUGCAAUUUUGAAGACUACACAUUCCCAUCUCCACACAAUGUUACUGAUUCUUGUAACGAUGCCAUUAGUGAAGCAGAGCAAACCGUUGGCAGUUAUAUCAACAGUUACGAUGUCAUACUCGAUGUUUGCUACCCUUCCAUCGUUCAACAAGAGCUCAGAUUGAAAAAAUUGGCUACUAAGAUGAGUAUCGGAGUUGACGUGUGCAUGACAUAUGAAAGACGGUUUUAUUUCAACCUCCCUGAAGUUCAAAAGGCUCUUCAUGCAAACAGAACCAACUUGCCAUAUAGGUGGAGCAUGUGCAGUGAUAUUCUAAACUACAACGAAAACGAUGGCAACAUCGAUAUCUUGCCGCUGUUGAAAAGGAUUCUCCGAAACCGCAUUCCUGUUUGGAUUUUCAGCGGUGAUCAAGAUUCUGUCGUGUCUUUACUUGGAUCAAGGACGCUAGUUCGCGAACUUGCUCACGAUCUACAAUUCAAGACUUCAGUCCCUUAUGGAUCCUGGUUUCAUAAAGGACAGGUUGGAGGUUGGGUAGUUGAAUAUGGAAAUUUGUUGACAUUUGCGACGGUAAGGGGAGCUGCUCAUAUGGUGCCUUACGCACAACCGUCGAGAGCUUUGCACCUCUUCAGUUCGAUUGUUCGUGGCAGGAGGCUGCCUAACAACACCCGCCCAUCUAUUGAUGAUUGAUCAAAGCAAGCUAACGUAAGAAACCAAUUGUGGUAAUGAAGGCGUGAGAUUUACAUUACACUUGCAAUUGUCUUCCCUUUAAUUGAUCCAUUUGUAUUUCACAUUCAUUCAAGCUAAAAGUCUUGUUGUGAUUGAUUGCCAUGCAUAUGACAUGACUGACCCAACUUAAUGGGAAAAACUAAUUAGUAAGAGAACUGCAGUUUGCAACUUA